AUGGACGCCCUCUUCUAUCUUCCAUUUAUCAGUAUUCUCCUCGUGCCCACUAUGUCCUCCUACGCAACCACCCUCAACGUUGUCUUCUUCUACAUGACAUGGUCUACCCUCGUGCUGUCGCAUUCGCCCUUACGAGUUGAGCUAGUCGGCUCAUUCGUCGUGCGAUUGCUACUGUUUAUAAUUCCGUCCUCUCUCGCAUUUCUAUUUGAUAUCCUCACGCCGUCCGCGGCUGUGCAUAUCAAGGCGCACGGUGAGGCCGGGCUGCCCGGGCUGCCCAGUGGCAUAAAGCGCGGCAAGGUUCGCCCAAUGGUGCUCAAAGUCGCAGCAUGGUCGCUCUUUAAUAUGAUCAUGGGAACUGCCCUUCAAGCUGGUAUCGAACAUCUGCUGGUCCGGAUACUCAAAGUUCGCAGCGCGUUGAAGUUCUCUGUGUUUUUUCCCUUGCCAUGGUCUAUGGCCUGGUCUCUACUCAUCGGCCUAAUUCUACGAGAGAGUAUAACCUACGGCUUGCACCGCCAUAUCCUCCACAACUCUAGAUCAGUCUUCACCAAGUACCUCGCCAAAUGCCAUAAUGACUGGUACCACAGCCUUGAGGUCCCAUUCCCUCUUACAGCGCACUACGACCACCCGCUCGUAUAUAUAAUCGGUCGAUUUAUCCCCACCUACCUACCAGCCAUGCUGCUGCGCUACCACAUGCUUACAUAUGUGCUUUAUCUGGCAAUUAUAUCUGUUGAGGAAUCUUUCGCGUAUUCUGGUUAUACCAUUAUGCCAACCAAGUUUCUUCUUGGGGGCAUUGCUCGUCGGAUGGAUUAUCAUCUCAUCUCCAAGGGAGAAGGCAAUUUUGGACCUUGGGGUAUUUUGGAUUGGGUAUUUAGUACAACUAUUGGAGAAUCUGAUAUUGAGGAGGAUCUUAUGGCGGAAAUGGAUGAGGCAGAGAUUGAAAAACAGGUUAGGAAGCAGUUGGAGGCUUCGAAGCAGUUGAUUCGUGCGAAUACUUUGCGGAGGAAUACGGUAUGA
This is a messenger RNA of Penicillium angulare, 1014 nucleotides long. Its product is annotated as sterol desaturase family protein. The transcript is spliced from 3 exons. Bases 1 to 1014 code for a protein of 337 amino acids. Gene Ontology annotation, molecular function: iron ion binding; C-4 methylsterol oxidase activity. NCBI's taxonomy places the organism in Eukaryota, Fungi, Ascomycota, Eurotiomycetes, Eurotiales, Aspergillaceae. Gene Ontology annotation, biological process: ergosterol biosynthetic process. The record is from RefSeq and is a predicted model, not a curated record.